This is a messenger RNA of Pezoporus occidentalis (night parrot), 826 nucleotides long. RefSeq names its product acrosin-like. The coding region runs from base 11 to 826 and encodes 271 amino acids. Gene Ontology annotation, biological process: acrosome reaction; proteolysis. NCBI's taxonomy places the organism in Eukaryota, Metazoa, Chordata, Aves, Psittaciformes, Psittacidae. The transcript is spliced from 4 exons. Gene Ontology annotation, molecular function: serine-type endopeptidase activity. The record is from RefSeq and is a predicted model, not a curated record.
CUCAGCGGUGAUGGCAGCGAUGGCUUUGCUCCAUGUCUUCAUCCUGCUGGCAUUGGCCUGGCUGGUGCAUGGCUCCUGGGACAGCUGUGGAGGGACCUGCGGUACGCGUCCCAUGGCUGAUUCCUAUGGGGUGUCGCGCAUCGUCGGAGGCGUGGAUGCGCACCAGGGCGCCUGGCCAUGGAUGGUCAGCAUCCAGUUCCCCACGGCCACCGGCUUCUCGCACAUCUGCGGGGGGUCCCUCAUCACCCCGCAAUGGGUCCUCACGGCCGCUCACUGCUUCGUCGGGCAAAAUCCUGACCCCCUUUGUGUCCCCACAGCGGGGGCAUCGUCCCCAUCUGCCCUGCAGGAGGCCAAGGUCCGCCUCAUCGAUGCCAAGCUCUGCAACAGCAGCCUAUGGUACCGAGGGGCCAUCAAGAGCCACAACCUGUGUGCUGGGUACCCGCAGGGUGGCAUCGACACCUGCCAGGGUGACAGUGGCGGUCCCCUCAUGUGCCGGGACAACAAUGCCAACUUUUUCUGGGUUGUGGGGCUGACGAGCUGGGGCCGCGGCUGCGCCAGGGCCAAGCAACCGGGGGUCUACACCUCAACAAGGCACUUCCAUGAGUGGAUCCUCCACCAGCUGGGGACGUUCCACUCCGCGGGAGCCUCCGCGACGCCCCCGACAUGGAGCCACCAGCACGUCUCGCAUGCGCCCAUCCAGCAGACGAUGCCUGCUCCGACGGCCUCGAGCACCAGUGACAUCUGCUCCUUCCCAUACCGGGUGCUCGUGGAAUUUGUCAGUCGGGUGCAGGAGUUGCUGCAGGCUCUAAGGGGGAAGAAGCCUUGA